Messenger RNA from Danio rerio (zebrafish), 1986 nucleotides. RefSeq names its product XK related 7a (gene xkr7a). NCBI's taxonomy places the organism in Eukaryota, Metazoa, Chordata, Actinopteri, Cypriniformes, Danionidae. Gene Ontology annotation, cellular component: plasma membrane; membrane. The record is from RefSeq and is marked predicted.
AUCUACUCUCUUUUCUACAACAAACAUGGCCGCGAAAUCAGACGGUACAGCCGUUUCUUUGCAGAAUGACAUUCCGCCGACGUGCCUGCCCGGGCUGGAGAAGCGCUCGCCCGAGUGGCGUCCCGUCGGGAAGGAGUACUCCCUCCUGGACUGCUGCUGGACCCUCUGCGCCCUCUUGGUGUUUUUCUCGGACGGCGCUUCAGACCUGUGGCUGGCUGCCGACUAUUAUCUCAGGCGGGACUACUGGUGGUUCGCGCUGACACUGGUUUUUAUCAUCAUUCCCUCUGUGGUGGUGCAGGUGCUCAGCUUCCGAUGGUUCGCUUACGAUUAUUCGGACGCCAACGGGAGCGGCUCGGCUGCGGCUGCCAUGGUGGCGGCGUCCAAUGCGGAGAGCCACUUCAGCACCAAGGACAGCGAUCAGCGGGGCGCUGGCCGCUCCGCUGCGGUCACCGGGAGCCGGAGCAGCGCGCAGAGCUGCUGCAGAGUCUGCGUGUGGCUCUUCCAGAGCGCCGUGCACGUCCUUCAGCUGGCACAGGUCUGGAGGUAUGUCCAUGCCUUAUAUCUGGGUGUGCAGAGCCGCUGGCGUGGGGAGCACGAGCACAAACACUACUACUGGCGCACAAUGUUUGAGAACGCUGAUAUCAGCAUGCUGAGGCUGCUGGAGACCUUCCUGAAGAGCGCACCUCAGCUCGUCCUGCAGCUCAGCAUUAUGGUCCAGACCGGCCAGAUUCUCCCUUUACAGGGUCUGUCCGCGUCGGCCUCUCUAGUGUCUCUGGGCUGGAUGAUGGCGUCUUAUCAGAAGGCAUUGCGAGACUCUCGUGACGACAAGCUUCCCAUGUCGUAUAAAGCAGUGGUGGUGCACAUGCUGUGGCAUCUGUUCACCGUGGGAGCCCGCGCCAUGGCUUUUGCCCUCUUCGUUUCCCUCUUCCAGCUCUACUUUGGCAUUUUCAUCGUGGCCCACUGGUGCGCCAUGACCUUCUGGAUCAUCCAAGGCGAGACGGACUUCUGUAUGUCCAAAUGGGAGGAGAUCAUCUACAACAUGAUGGUGGGCAUUGUGUAUAUAUUCUGCUGGUUCAGCGUUCGUGAGGGUCCCACGCGGGGCCGUCUUCUGCUGUACAGCCUUAUAAUCUUGGCUGAAAACGUGGCUCUAACAGCUGUGUGGUACAUAUACCGCAGCCCGCGUACAUCUGACUUUUACGCCGUGGUUGUGGUGUGUGUUGUGGCCUGUAGCUACGCUUUGGGCACAUUUUUUAUGUUUGUCUACUACUGCCUUUUACAUCCUGAUGGCCCUGUACCCGGGGCCUAUCUUGGAUGUUGUGGCGUGCAGGUGGGUGCUGUUUCAGAUCCUUGUGUCUCGUCACCUACAUCCGCUCCUCCUCUGGAUGUGGUGAGCAGCCCUCCUCGGACUCUUCAGAGGACUAAAGGAAUAGAUUCAGUACCAAUGGGAGACAUCGGGGAAGUCUUUAAGAUGCGGACCCUUAAGGCCUCUCGAAACGCGGCACCUCGCGUCACCCCAAGGACAGAGGGGCCGGUAAUUCGUAUCGACCUUCCCAGGAAACAGUACCCAGCCUGGGAUGCCCACUUCAUUGAUCGUAGACUGAGAAAGACCAUUUUGGUACUAGAAGGUGCGGCUCCUGUCACACCAAGGAUCCAGUACCGCUGUCUAGGCACACCGAAGGAAGUGAUGGAAUAUGAGACGACAGUCUGAAACAUUCUCCAAAUAAAAAUGUAAUGCAUUUGUGGCAAAAAAAAAGUCUAGGAGUCCAGGUUUAUUUGGCGGAGUGGAAGAGUUUGUUGGAUCUCCACAUGACUCCCUAUUGACUUGUCAGCUGUGGAGGAACAGGAUGCCCUGGUGUAUAGAAAAGAGCCACCCUGUGGUAACAUUAGAUAUUACUGGUUAUUGAGUUAGGAAGGGGUGUUCAAACCUGCUCCCAGGAAGCCACUGUCCUGCAGAGUGUAGCUCUUAGCAGAAUAAAAGCAAAUCAA